This is a messenger RNA of Notothenia coriiceps (black rockcod), 5829 nucleotides long. It is a transcript of the gene rbm14a, whose product is annotated as RNA binding motif protein 14a. Gene Ontology annotation, cellular component: nucleus. The record is from RefSeq and is a predicted model, not a curated record. The coding region runs from base 71 to 1636 and encodes 521 amino acids. Lineage: Eukaryota; Metazoa; Chordata; Actinopteri; Perciformes; Nototheniidae. The transcript has 8 exons. Gene Ontology annotation, molecular function: mRNA binding.
GAGCCGGAAGUGACGUUUGAAAUAUCGGUUAGAGCUCCAGCGCCGCGUUGGAUGCCUGGUUGAUACAGAGAUGAGCGGUGACAAUGUGAAGUUGUUUGUGGGGAACCUUCCUUUAGAUGCAACGCACGAUGAGCUGACCAAGCUUUUUUCUCCGUUUGGAGAGAUCAACACCUGCUCUUUGCUCAGACAGUAUGCCUUCGUUACCCUGAAGGGAGAGGGGGCCGCAGACAGGGCCAUACGAAAUCUUGAUGGCAAAGAGUACAGGGGGCGGCCCUUGGUGGUCGAGGAGUCACGUGCACGUCCACCCAACUCCACCAAAGUGUUUGUGGGGAACCUCGCUGCAACAUGUUCAGCAGAUGACCUGCACGGGUUGUUCUCAACCUACGGAAGAGUACUAGACUGUGACAAAGUUAAAGCCAGAUUAUGCUCAAAUGUUGGCUAUGCAUUUGUGCACAUGGAGAGGAAGGAGGAGGCGCUGGUAGCUAUUGAAGGACUCAACGGGACCAAUUACAAGGGCCGUCAGUUGGCUGUAGAACUGUCCAAAGCCCAACCUUUGAUCAACCAGCUUGCAAUGGCUGGAAAUAACCACGGUGGAUUAGGAAGGGACGGUCUUCUUCCACGACCGCCUCCAUCACUCGAGCACCACCAGAGUCAAGCAGCUGUUCUAGCAGCAGCUGCAGCAGCCGCAGCUGGACUCCCAAUACAAGUUCAACAAAGUGUCCAUAACUCAUUCUACAACACCACAACCUUUGACCCCACCUACGCUGCCUUGAAGGGCAUUACCAGCGCUAACGGUGCAGAUGGGGUGAUCUAUGAUGCUCUUGCCAGCCAGGUAUAUGGAACUGUUGCGGACCAGGUGUACAAAGAUAUGUCCAAUCACAAUUCUGCUGCCGUAGCCCCUGUUACAGAAGCAGACUCACAGAACGGGCCAGACCCCACAACGCUUUUCGAGGCAGCGAGAGCAAAGUUCUUUCAGGAGGGACAGAAGGUUCUGGCAGAGCAGCAGAUAGGUAGAAAGGGAGCAGAGAAUGAGCGGGACCGCAGCCCAAUCAGAGGAAAUCGAGCCCCCCUUCUCCCAGACCCCGUCCCUGGUUCCUUCGGUCAGAUACGACAGAAGCGCCGCGCCCUGCUGCCGACCCCCGCCGGAGCCCUGGAAGAGUCCCCGGCUGCCACCAACACCCCUGAAGGGUCAGAUCCUGUAGCUAGGUCGUACGAAGAGUACUACCAGCAACUGCAUCAGUACCAACAGUAUCAGCAGUACCAGCAGCAGCAGCAGCAGCAACAGUACCAGUACCUCCAGUAUGCCUACACCAACCCACCUCCUCCUCCACCACCUCCACCGGCCACCACACAGGCCUCCACCACAGCCCCUGCACCCCCAGGGACGUACUCUGCGCCCCCAACGUACGCGGCACCGGGGGCCUACCCACCGCCGGGAACAUAUGACGCGUCGGGAGGUUACGCUGCCCCCCCAGGGAGCUAUGACGCGUCUGGAGGCUACGGCCCACCAGGAGCUUACGCUGCAGCGGGAAGCUACUCCACAUCCACACCGUAUGAGCAGACAGCCGCACACGGGCAACCCAUGCCCCAGCGCCAUGAUUACCCUUACCACACGCCAGAACCCCCUUAUCGAUAGUCCCACUCCCAUACACUCCUUCCACACUGCAGAUGUGUGUGUGUGCGUGUGUGUGUGUGUGCAUGUGUAUCUACAUAAGGGACAGUUUAAAAAGGAAAAUCAGAGAGGGAGCAAGGUUGUAAUUCAGAUCUAAAGCAUUUUCUCCAUCGUUUCUCUAGUCGGUCUGUCAGUUGAUUGGUUGUGUGGUUAACUUACAGAGGGACAGCUUAUAUUUGAACAUUGCCAAGCGAUCUGGUUUUUGUGAGAUGCCAUAGAGGCACAGUUGGUUUCUUGUUGGAUGUUUAAGAAGCUUAAGCGUUUCAUGGGGUGGAGUGGAGUCCAGGGUAGAUCUCGUUGGAGAAGCUUUUUUCUUUGUACAGAAUCGAGGCCUUUUCAUAUAAUUUACACACAAAUGUACACCAAAAAGGUGUUCAUGGAAAAGCAGUCCAUAAGCCAUGCAAAGUCAUAGUUUCAAGUAGGGAAAACACUGAUAAAUUGUUAUGGAGAAUGUUUGUCUUUAGUUUCAGGCUGGUUUCACAGUAAGGACAGGUUUAGUGCUCGUCAAGCAAUCCUAAGUAAAGAUAUUGAUAUUUUUUAUUUUAGUUCAUUGAAAUCUUCAUAAAUAUCCACAACUCUUAAAUUGACAAAUGAAAUUGAUUGAUAGCCCAGGCUAUUUAGAAGUCUAGACACCCUCAGGAGUUAAAUACAUGCAUCCUGUCAGGGUUUGACACCAAAACAUUGGAAAAUAAUAUCUAAAUAUCUUUCUAGUCCUUAACCUUAUUUGCUUUCCAUGUCAGUUGUGUGUAUACAUGCUACUGGAGCACCAUGGGAGAAAAGAAAGCCCAGUGCAUACAUGUUUCUCUUUAUUCAGGUAAUACUCAGUUAAACCAUACAUAUUUAAAUGUGUAAAGGCCAGAAUUACAGCAAGCUUUGAUUGGCUGAUGAUGGAUAUGAGCAUUAUCAAUUCUAUAAUUCCUGAUUGGUUUAUAACUUUUAAUGUUAUUAACUUUUUUUCCAAUAUCAUCAGCUCAGUAGUUUUCAUACAUGGAAAUUCACAAUUUGGUACUUUUGUAAAUACAUACAACUUUGUUUUAAGUGGAAGGGGUAAAGCCAACUAGCAUUUGGUUGAUUGGUAAGAAUAUUGACUAUUUAUAUUUGAGAUAAAAUGAUUGUAUUUCUAAACCAGUUGGAAUAGUGAAUAGACGUGGUGAAGGAAGACGGUUGAGUUGUGUUAGUCUGUUUAAAAAGGACUGAAACCUAAAGCAUUACUGUUAUCCGAUUACAGUCCUGAUUGGUAUUCGACCAUUGUGGCUUGUGAGUGUAUAACUAAUUACGCUCCAAGAUCAGACAUUGCAUACAAUUAGAAAUGAUUUGAUACUCCUAUAAUGCGUUGUCAUGUUGCUGAAGUGAAUCGUGUGGGUUAUUGACAAGAGUGGACAGUGUUGGUGCUGCAGGUAAACACAAGGGUUGUUUUGGAUUUAGUAAAGGCCGCUGGUUUUACUGAGCAGCAGUGAGAAGGGGCCGCUUCCCUUUCCCUUUCCCCCUUCUGAUCUCACCAGAAACACACACCUCAUUUUGAAACUAGGAGUACUGGCUUUCUCUGCAUUCUUGCCACACUACACAACUUCACACUUGUAUUUAGAUGCAUUUUAAAAUGGGUUCAUUGCAUUUUACUCAUGUAAAGCAGGCCACACGUGCAAAUGAUACUAAUGCACACCUGAUUGCAGCUGUAUGUCAUGUGACUUAAGAGUAGAACGGUUUGUGAUUGUACCACACACUCAUUUCUUUAUCGCCACCUGACUUGGUAGUGCUGUGUUAGGUUUAAGUGACACAUAGCCUCUCUAAAUUUCCACAUAAUUCCACCUUCUCCAUGUGAACUGUUAGUUGCAUGCCUUGUUGUUGCUGCUGCUCCAGCCACCUUCUUCCUCUUGCUGAUUAUUGCAGCUAGAGUGGGAGGGAGCCAAACUGAGCCCUUGCCCCGGACGUACGCCACACGCAGCUGUAGCGUGGGAUGGGAAAAACAGCAGCGUUAGGCCUGAAACUGCUGUGGACGAUGGGGUCCCCCCCCCACUAAGGUAAACACUCAGACCACACACUUCUGUCCCUCCCCAAAAACACACACACACACAUACAGAAACAUCUUUGUCCAUACUUCUUUUACCUUGCCUGUCUUCAGGGAGUUUUGUUUGUCAGGAUUUCAGAUUUUUGGAAAUGGAUCUCCCCCCUCCUUUUUUAAUAGGAGAUUACCUUUUUUUCCCCUGCUUUUGAUAUCCCUGAUCAUAUCCCUGCUUUAGGAUACUAUGCUCAUACAUUCCUGCUCCCGACAUACUGACCGCUCACACACAGCAGAUUUGGAGGACACGUUAACCAUCUUUUAGUCUAAAUCUGAAGCAGGCAUGUCGUCAGUACAUCCUGAAUAUAACAGCCUGUCAUUGAACUACCAGGCAAUCACAGCCAGAGCUGGACGUGGGAAAUUUAGGUAGGAUGGGUUGUUUUAGUUUUUGUAAAUGUGCCCCUGCGGCCACUUUGGGGUUAAGUGCCUUGCGUAAGAGCACAUAGGUAAACCCUUCAUUUCAGAGUUGAAUAACCUGGCUCAGGAUCGGUUGCUGGUUCAACGCUCAACUCCCCCCUCUCCCCUAAAACAAAGUUUUUUGAUGCCACAUUCAACUUGUAUGAAUGACAAUGAACACAGAUAUUAUCAUUUUGUUUUAAAUUACAUUUUGUCCUUAUGUUCUUGGAAAUGUUUAAUUAUCAAUAAAUACAUUUGAACUGACUUGUAGCCUCUCUGUGUGAAUAUUUAAUGUGUUACCAGCUUAUUCAAGUAUUUUAAUGUUUUUAAGUGUUUGUUGAAUAGUCACCAAAUAACUAUAAGAGCUCAGCAUCAGAUGACGUUUUAUUCCAUUUUCUUCCAAAAACAUCAACCUAUGCUUUUAAAAUAAAAAACAAUAAAUUUGAUAACAAUCCAAACUUGUUGGUAAUUCAAUCACUUUGAUAUACAAAAAGAAAAAGAGAAGAAAUUCAAGAAAUGGAACCUCCCUCCCUGCUAACGACAUUUUCAUGGACACUGCUGAGUUUCAUGCCCUCAACAAUCAACAGUUCACAGAUGGACACUAGAGUACAGGAUGUGCGUAGUGAACGCAGUAUACACAAUACUGAGGGUAUACUGAGGUUAUGUGGUGAGUGUGAAACUGCAUAGACAUCAUGUGCCUUUCCCUGGCCAAACAACGCGGAAAUGCAGUUUCUGCUCUGAGUUCAAGCAAUUCUGGUUUCCAGACGCCGGAUUUUCAUUGAAGUAGCUUCAGUGUCUAUAUUUUGGCGUUCCCUGUUGAGUAUCUGCAAAUACUUGAGCCAGUCGAUAAGGUCAUGAGAGUCUAUGAUGGAAAACACUAUAAGCAACCCAAUGAAGUUUAGCUACUAGGUCCUUAAUGUAAAACUAGAGUGUAGUGUAAGUAUUGUGUGUUCUGUAGAUUGUGGAGUGGAAGAUGUACUUUCUCUAACAUACUCACCUGUUUAAGCUAAUCUUCUUAAAAUAUGCUUUAAGGGAAUCCAACCCCAGAUUAAAUAUUACAGUUUCUGUCUCUCCCUAAUGCUGUUUCCUUUACAUUAAUUUAGCAUGGGUGAAAAUGUAAGGAUAAUUAAAGUAGUGCCUGUGUGUUGGCCGAAGUAUACAGACUCGUAACUGACAGACAUUUGGGAUUCUGUACCCAUCUGGAAUUGGGUUAGAAACCAUGUCAUAGAUCUCAUAAACAAGGUCUGUACACUUUAACCUGGUUUGCUAAAAUACUCUCAAAAUAAAGCUGAAGCUAUCUGUGAAUCCAAGCCUGGUAUCAGGAAACCAGUCCGUGCUUUCAGAGGAUGACUGGGAAAGAAUAAGUCCAGUUGAUGGCGACAGACAGGACAAGACUGGGCAAACACGUUAAAAACACCACACAAUGUUGACCAGACCAAACACAUAGUACAGUACUUAGACUUUCAAUCACAACCUCCAGUGAUGCUGCUGGCAUAGUAUGAAAAAGGAGCGAGCAUUCAAACACACGUAUUGAAAAUAGCAACGCUUUAAUAAAGAGCGAUUUUACAAGACUGCAAUGUCUAGCUAGCUAGGUGAUAACUGGCAUUGACAUCCAUGGUGUUUUACAAAGAUGCAGUUAUGGUAACUGGGUUUGAAGUUUGAUGGGUUACUUGCAAGUUGCAUUUCUGCAUGCGACUCAGCCUUC